Messenger RNA from Chelonoidis abingdonii (Abingdon island giant tortoise), 1480 nucleotides. It is a transcript of the gene HSPA14, whose product is annotated as heat shock protein family A (Hsp70) member 14. NCBI's taxonomy places the organism in Eukaryota, Metazoa, Chordata, Testudines, Testudinidae. Gene Ontology annotation, molecular function: ATP binding; ATP-dependent protein folding chaperone. The record is from RefSeq and is a predicted model, not a curated record.
GUGCAUUGUGGGAGGGGAAGCUGCGGCGGCGCGGAGUGAGGGGCUCAUGGCGGCCAUAGGUGUUCAUUUGGGUUGCACCUGCGCCUCCGUGGCCGUGUAUAAGGAUGGCCGUGCAGAUGUGGUUGCCAAUGAUGCAGGUGAUAGAGUCACGCCAGCUGUUGUUGCUUACUCAAAAAAUGAAGAGGUUGUUGGUUUGGCAGCAAAACAAAGUAGAGUGAGAAAUAUUGCAAAUACAGUAGUGAAAGUAAAGCAGAUUCUUGGGAGAAGCCCUGGUGACCCACAAGCUGAGAAAUAUAUUGCAGAAAGCAAAUGUCCAGUCACUGAGAAGAAUGGAAAACUCCAGUAUGAAAUAGAUAACAAACUAGUUUGCCCAGAAGAAGUUGCAAAACUCAUAUUCAGUAAAAUGAAAGAAACUGCUCAGUCUGCUUUGGGUUCCGAUGCCAAUGAUGUGGUUAUUACUGUACCAUUUGAGUUUGGAGAGAACCAGAAACAUGCCCUUGGGCAAGCAGCUGGAGCAGCUGGAUUUAAUGUUCUGAGAUUAAUUCAUGAGCCAUCUGCAGCUCUCUUGGCAUAUGGAAUUGGACAAGAUUCACCCACUGGGAAAAGCAAUGUGUUGGUUUUUAAGCUUGGAGGAACAUCGCUCUCUGUGACAGUUAUAGAAGUAAAUAGUGGAAUAUAUCGUGUUCUUGCCACAAACACAGAUGAUAGUAUAGGUGGUGUCUGUUUCACAGAAGCCUUAGCACAACAUUUAGCUUCUGAAUUUCAGAGAUCUUAUAAACAUGAUAUAAGAGGAAAUUCCAGAGCUAUGAUGAAGCUAAUGAACAGCGCUGAUGUUGCAAAGCACUCUUUGUCAACUUUGGGAAGUUCAAACUGUUUUGUAGACUCAUUAUAUGAUGGUCUGGAUUUUGAUUGUAAUGUGUCCAGGGCCAGAUUUGAACUGAUUUGUUCUCCACUUUUUAAUAAAUGUGUAGAAGCAAUUAAAAAACUCUUGCAACAAGUUGGAUUUAUAGCAGAUGACAUUAACAAGGUGGUUCUAUGUGGUGGGUCUGCUCGAAUCCCAAAGCUACAACAGCUGAUUAAAGACCUUUUCCCAGCUGUGGAGUUGCUGAAUUCUAUCACACCAGAUGAGGUCAUUCCCAUUGGGGCAGCCACAGAAGCAGGGAUCCUAGUAGGGAAAGAGAACCUCUCAUUAGAGGAGGAGGCACUAUCUAUUGAGUGUUCUACCAAAGAUAUUCUAGUUAAGGGUGUAGAUGAAUCGGGGACUGACAAAUUCACAGUGCUGUUUCCAUCGGGAACUCCCUUGCCAGCACGAAGGCAGCACAUGCUACUUGCCCCAGGAAAUAAUUCCUCUGUAUGUCUUGAACUGUAUGAGUCUCAAGGGAAAAGUCCUGCAAAAGAGGAAGGCAAAUUUGCACAGAUUGUACUCCAGGAGUUAGAUAAAAAGGAAGGUUUUGAGAGUAGCUGAAGUUACAAGUGUAAC